Molecule: messenger RNA, 1747 nt
Organism: Poecile atricapillus (Black-capped chickadee)
Lineage: Eukaryota; Metazoa; Chordata; Aves; Passeriformes; Paridae
Product: signal-regulatory protein beta-2-like
Exons: 5
Coding region: 596-1429 (277 amino acids)
Cellular component (GO): plasma membrane
Source: RefSeq, a predicted model, not a curated record
CUUAGCUUAGCAGGGUAAUGAAAGCGGAAGGAAAUGGACCACAACCAGCCCAGUUCCUCCAUGCAAUCAAAUCCCAUUUGUUUCUCAAUACCCACAUCAUCUCCUGUCACAAGGCUGCAAUGUCCACCCCACUUUCCCCUCAGAUGUGUGCCACAGCCACGGCCAUGGGCACAGGCACCGAGCAGCCAGCAAGAGGGACCCGGGAUCUGGCACACUCCCCCACACAUGGCCAGACUGUGGCUCAGCACUCCGGGGUGCCCCUGCCAGCAGGAUCGGGCUGCGGGAUGGUGUCUCCCCCCUGGGCCGCUGCUACAGAGCAGUGCCUGGGAUAUACUGAGCAUCCCACAUCCCGAAACCCCGGUGCUCCUGCCCCUCACCGGACCGGGGAGGACGCAAAGCCGCUCCCUGUCCCGAGCCCAGAGCAGCCUCUCGGUGCCAGCUGGCCCCGGUGGCCGGGUCCCGGCAGGGCGAUGCCCCGUGGCUCUGCCGGGACCCCGCCUGCCCCGGGCAGACACCAAAGCGUUAACCACCCGCUCGGCUCCAUUUCCUGUGCCGCUUGCUUCCCCAUUUCCUUCCCAAAGUUUGGGCAGAACCCAUGGCCGCGGCAGCAGCUCCGCUCCUGUCCCGGCAGCGAAGCCCCGUCCAGCGGCAGCUCUUGGGUGUGGGUGCCCAGGUGGGUCAGGGCUUCGGUCUGCAGCAGCCCCAGGACAAGGUGUCGGUGGCAGCAGGGCAGAUGCUCACGCUCAGGUGCACCGUGCCUGGACACGCUGGACCGGGUCCUGUGAAGUGGCUGAAGGGCUGGGGCAGUGGGAACAAGACCGUCUAUGAUCAGAAAAGGAAGGAUCCCUCCUCCCGUGUGACAAGAGCAGUGAAUGAGUCCAACACAGAUUUCACCAUCAACAUCAGGAACUUUCAGCCCGAUGAUGUUGGCACCUAUUACUGCGUGAAGUUCGUCAAGGGAAAGACUGGUGAGGAUGAGGUGUUUCAGCAUGGCAGCGGCACAGAGGUGUCCAUGUAUGAGACAGCCCUGGUUCCUGGAAUGGUGGCUGCAGCUGUAGUGCUCUGCUUCCUCCUUCUCCUCGGCCUCUUCAUCGCCCUUUGCAUGUACAGGAGGAAGCGCCAAGGCGGGGUGGGCAGCCCGUGCCCGGCCAGGACAGUGGCCAUGGGAAACUUCUUGUCUGUCCCUCUGCAAUGCUGUGCAGGGAGCCCCAGCACCCCCAGUGAGGUCCUGGAUGCAGAGAGCUCCCACCUGCCCAGCCAGCUUUCCUCAUUUGUGUGGGAAUGCACAAAUCUUUUGCAGCAGAGCAGCAAGGAAGAGAACGACAUCCACUACGCCGACCUGCAGCCCCUGCCCCCGGCCCUGCGGCGCGGCAGGAGCCGGGGCACAGCCCCCACCGAGUACGCCAGCCUCAGGGCAGCUGCCAAGUGACGCAUGGCACUGCUGCCUGCGCGGCCAGCCCGUGUCAGGGUGGAAGAAGGGACGUUUCUGCAGGGCACAAUAAAGAAGAAGUGGAGCUGUUUGCGUGGCGCACCCUGAUCUCAGCUCAGCACACCCCGAUCUCGCUCACCAUGCUUGCAUCUCUCAGGGGGAGCUCUCCCAGGACCUGGAAGCCAUCUCAACAGCAGGAGCAGACCACGAGGCCAAGCACCUCUACCUUGUGCAAGCUGUUUGGUGCUGAUGACACUAAGAGGACCUCAUACACACUUGUGUCCACCAGCAUGGGCCUCACAGGUCCAUAAUUUGUGU